AUGACUAACAGCUAUGUCAUACCAGAGGAGUGUCGGGCAGCGGUCGUUGUCGAUGAAGGUCCGAACUUUACCGUAAAGACUCAAAUGGUGAAGGUUCCAAUUCCAGGUCCUGAUGAAGUGUUGAUCAAACUCAAUGCUACCGGUAUUUGUUAUUCAGACAUUCACUACAUGUUAAACGACACCGGUGGUAAGAAGAUGUCAGCAUCGGGUAUAUGCUCCGCUGGCCACGAAGGAUCAGGUGUGGUUGUUAAGCUGGGUGAAAACGUGAAAACAUUCCAGCUUGGGGAUCGAGCCGGUGUAAAGCCAAUUUGGUACACAUGCGGAUCUUGCAGUCUGUGCUGGGGUGGUAAGGAAGUUCAUUGCCCACAGAAAGUCCUCACUGGAGUGGGUGCGACUGGAACCUUCCAACAUUAUAUUGUUUCCCCAGCUCGAUACACCACUGUGAUUCCAAAUGGAAUUCCAGAUCAUGUUGCUGCCCCCGCUAUGUGCAGCGCGGCUACCGCAUAUCGCUCCAUCAGAGAGUCCGAACUGGCCGUUGGAUCAUGGGCUACAAUCAUCGGUGGAGGCGGUGGUGUUGGGAUCCAAGCUGUGCAGAUAGCCAAAGCUUUUGGGUUACGGCCUAUUGUUGUUGACACGGGAAGCGAAAAGCGUGCUCUAUCAUUGAAGAUGGGCGCAGAGGCCUUCGUUGAUUUCAAAGAGUUCCCGGAUACUGUUGCAGAAGUUAUUCGUCUGACUGGUGGUAUUGGAUCUCACGGUGUAUUUGUCACAGCGCCCCCUGCAUAUCCAACAGCCAUCGGUUAUAUCGGUGCUAGGAUUGGGGGUGUUGUUAUGUGCAUUGGGCUACCUGCAGCAGCGUCUGGUCACAUCAUGAACGUGAAUCCCACCAUGAUGAUCUUGAAAAGUUUGUCAAUCAAAGGAACAUUGGUAGGCACAAUGGAGGAUACAGAGGCUGUGUUACAACUUGUUCAAAGGGGCUUGGUGCGAGAAGUCUGUGAGGUGUUGCCCUUUGAAAGGUUCCCUGAAGCGGUAGAUCGACUCCGCAAGGGGGAGGUUGCCGGGAAACUUGUGAUUGAUUACAACGCUUGA
Penicillium crustosum is the source of this 1086-nucleotide messenger RNA. RefSeq names its product zinc-dependent alcohol dehydrogenase. The record is from RefSeq and is a predicted model, not a curated record. Bases 1 to 1086 code for a protein of 361 amino acids. The transcript is spliced from 3 exons. Gene Ontology annotation, molecular function: zinc ion binding; oxidoreductase activity. NCBI's taxonomy places the organism in Eukaryota, Fungi, Ascomycota, Eurotiomycetes, Eurotiales, Aspergillaceae.